GGUAGGUCGGCAGCGGUCGGCCGAUAGCGCACAGUGCCUCCGCGUCGGGAGCUAUAUGUACCCUCACACGGAGGCGGGCGCUGUGUGACCGUGCUCGUGCCGAGCCGCGCGGCGGACCGGGCGCGCGGUGACGGUGACCUUGAGAGGUCGCUCGGGACCGGGGCGCCUCCACGCGCGAUCCCUUCAUUCCCGCUCUUUCUGCCGGUCGGCGGCGGUAGUCCUUCGCCGCCGUCAGGUAGGCGGACAGACAGUCCGUGCCGGUUCCGCGCCACCGCCAGUUCGGCUGGGCCGCCGUGUGCCGAACGAGUGGACCGGCAGGGUUCGCGACCGGCCAUCCGGCGGCUGUGACCAGUGCUACCCUGUCACCGUGGUGUGAACAAGUGCGGGUGUGAGGAGUGGGCUGUGCCGGGCGGGGACUCAGCGUAGCAGCCAUUACGGCGGCCUGGGAGACGGCGCCCGUCCGGAAUGGGGAGCAGUGCGGCGGACCGGGAGGCAGAUGGAGCGCUGCAGACGGACCCCGCACCUCCCACGGAUGGAGGCCGGGAUAGCACGGCGACAGGAGGAGGUUUCAAGAGACCUUCCUUGGGAACAAAACAGAAAACUACCGAUGGAGACGAAUCUGCGGUGGUGCUCGGUUUCCGGCGCAGCGCGCCGCUCACGGCGCUACUCUGGCUGGCCGUGCUGCUCACCGCCGGCCUGCUGCGACUGCUGCUGCACUGGCGGCCCGACUGGAUGCUGCGCUGCACACACCGGCGCUGCCACCUGCGACACGCCACCAGCGUCCUCGUCAUCGAGCGUUACAAGAAGUACACGUCGCGCUUCAUUCACGUGGUUCGGACCAAGAGGUCAUCGCCGGCCGACGUGGUGGAUGAAGAGGCAAUCGACCUAGAGAAGCCGCGUCUCUUCGUGCCCGAUAUGGCCACGCGGGAGUUCAGAGCUGUGACGGAGAUCCGCUUCUUCCGGCACAAGAAGCUGUGUCAUCUAUGGAACAACGAGACGGAGCGGUUCGAGCGACUGGAGCCUGUGUUCACCGGCCAGCUGAUGAAGGAGCUGCACAACAUGAAGCCGCUCUCGGUGGCAGAGCAGGACGGCAGGCGGGCCGUGUUCGGCGACAACAACAUCAACCUGCAGCUGACGCCGCUGCUGAAGAUCAUCUUCCUGGAGGUGCUGUCGCCGUUCUACGUGUUCCAGGUGUUCGCCUGCCUGCUCUGGUUCCUGGACGAGUACGAGUAUUAUGCCACGGCUAUCGUGGUGGCUUCCACGGCCUCCGUGACGGCCGCCGUCUACCAACAGAGAAAGAACGAGAAGAACCUGCGGCGCACCAUCCACGUGACGGAUGUGGUCGAGGUUGUGCGGGACGACGACAGCACUCAGGUAGUCCCCGCCGACUGUCUGGUACCCGGCGAUAUUAUCGUGGUGCCCUCUCACAAGACGACGCUCUGCUGCGACGCCGUGCUUCUCACCGGAAACGUCAUCGUCAACGAGAGCAUGCUCACCGGUGAGAGCGUUCCGGUGACCAAGGUGCCACUGCCGGCCGACUCUGGUCUGGAGCGGUACAGUCCGCAGCUGCACGGCCGACACACCCUGUUCUCGGGCACCCAGCUGCUGCAGACGCGAUACUACAAACACGAGCGGGUGCUGGCGGUGGUCACCCAGACCGGCUUCAUGACGUCCAAAGGCCAGCUGGUGCGCUCGAUCCUGUACCCGCCGCCGGUGGACUUUGAGCUGCAGCAGGACAGCUACAAGUUCAUCGGCGUGCUGGCCUGCGUGGCCAUUGUGGGCGUCAUCUACUCCAGCUAUACCAAGGCGAUGCGAGACGUGCCUGCGAGCGACAUAGCGCUGGACGUUCUGGAUCUGGUGACGAUCGUGGUGCCGCCGGCGCUGCCUUACGCCAUGGCAGUCGGCAUCAUCGUGGGCGUGGAGCGUCUGUCGCGGCGAGGCAUCUUCUGCAUCUCCCCGCGCAGCGUCAACCUGGCCGGACUGAUCGACAUCGUCUGCUUUGACAAGACGGGCACUCUGACGGAGGACGGUCUGGACCUGAAGGGCGUGGUGCGCGUCUCCUCGACUGGUGACCCUCCCGGCGCCGCCUCGCCAGACUCCGGCCCGGGCGAGCGUCAGCUGGAGUCGGUCUCCAGUCUGCCGGUCGGCCUGUUCACUACCGGCAUGGCCGCCUGCCACGGACUGAUCCUCAUUAACGGGGAGCUCACCGGCGACCCGCUCGAUCUCAAGAUGUUCGAGUCGACCGGCUGGCAGCUGGAGGAGCCCGAGAUGGACGAGACGAGCCGGUUCGACGUGCUGGCGCCGACCGUGGUUCGGCCGCCCGCCGGCCUGGAGACGGAGACCGUGCCGGAGGGAGGCGGGAACGAGGGGGAUGUGGAGAUGGACCAGGAUGUUCCGUUCGAGGUGGGCAUCGUGCGCCAGUUCGUCUUCUCGUCGUCCCUGCAGCGGAUGUCUGUUCUGACCCGGCGACUGGGCGCCAAGCACAUGGAGCUCUUCUGCAAGGGCUCGCCAGAGAUGAUCAUGUCACUCUCCGACCCCGAGACCGUGCCGGCCAGCAUCCGGCCGGUCCUGGACUCGUACACGCAGCACGGGUUCCGUGUGCUGGCGCUCGGCCAACGGCCGCUGCCCAAGCUGUCGUACGCGCGCGCCCAGCGCAUCUCGCGCGAGGAGGUCGAGUGUCAGCUCACCUUCUUGGGCCUGCUCGUGUUCGAGAACCGGCUGAAGCCCCAGUCUCGGCCGGUGCUGCAGGAGCUCUACAACGCUGAUAUCCGCACGGUGAUGGUCACAGGCGACAACAUGUUGACGGCGCUGUCCGUGGCUCACGACUCGGGCCUGCUGCCGGCCGGGGUGCCCGUGGUCUCCAUCUCCGUGGCUCCGGCGGCGCUGCCCGGUGACGGUCCGCCCCCUCUCGUGUACCGGCUGCUGGAGCGCACGGCGCCCUGCCCGGCGCAGUCGGUGGCCGGCAGCGGGGACGGCGCGGCGCGGCUGGCGCUGGCCGCCGAGCCGGCCGAUUACCGGCUGGCCGUGACGGGCUCCGACUGGGAGGCCAUCUGCCGCUACCACCCGGCGCUGGUGCCGCGGCUGGCCGUCCGCGGAGCCGUGUUCGCCAGGAUGAGGCCCGAACAGAAACAGCAGCUCAUUGAGCGUGUCAAGGAGCUGGGAUAUCACGUCGGUAUGUGCGGUGACGGCGCCAACGAUUGCGGCGCGCUGAAGGCCGCCCACACGGGCGUCUCUCUGUCCGAGGCGGAGGCCAGUGUGGCCUCUCCCUUCACCUCCCGCACCCCGGACAUCGGCUGCGUGCCAAACAUCGUGCGCGAGGGCCGCGCCGCUCUGGUCACCUCGUUCGGCGUGUUCAAAUACAUGGCCGCCUACAGCCUCACCCAGUUCAUCUCGGUCAUCAUCCUCUAUGAGAAGGAGAACGCUCUGACCGACUUCCAGUUCCUCUACAUCGACAUGUUCCUCAUCAUGGUGUUCUCGGGCCUGUUCAGCUUGACGCGCGCCUACCCGGGCCCGCUGUCGAGACAGAGACCGUCGGCCAGUCUGGUCUCAGUCACUCCCAUCCUAUCACUGGUCUGUCAGAUCGCGCUGGUGGCCGGCGUCCAGAUAUGGGCCAACGCGGACGUCCAACGCCAGCCGUGGUACAUCCCCUACAAACCAGCGGGACCAGACGAAGACGACGACUUCGCCAGCCACGAGAACUUUGCCGUCUACUCGGUGAGCUCGUUCCAGUACAUCUGGCUGGUGCUGGUGUUCAGCCGCGCCGCGCCGUUCCGCCGGCCGCUCUACACCAACCUGUGGUUCUCGCUCUCCAUCCUCAUCAACCUGGUGUUCUGCGCGUGGUGCGUGGUGCACCCGGCCGACUGGAUGGCCUCGUGGCUGGAGCUGCUGCCGCCGCCGUCGCUCGACUGGCGUCUGAAGCUGGCCGGAGUGGCGGUGGCCCAGCUGGUGGUCGCCAUGAUCCUGGAGUACGGAGUGGUCGAGGCGCUGGUCACCCGCCGGCUGCUGCCCAGACUGGGUGCCCGGGCGUCGUCGCGGCCAGCGCACACGUUCGUCUCGGACCGUCUGGCGGCUGAGGCGGGCAGCUGGCCGCCGCUCUCCGCCGCCGCCGCCCCCGCCCCCGCCCAGCAGGAGCUGUCGGCCGAGGAGCUGAUGAAGCGGCUGCCGCCGGCCGCCCCCGCCCGCUGACACCACGCCUGCCGCCGCCGCGACGAACGGCCCGUCGCGGUCCGCCGGCGGACUCGGCGGUGGGCCAGCCGCCGCCCCAGCUGUCUGCGGCCAGCCCUGGCCCGCUGUCCGGCCCUCUGCGCGGCCACCUCGGUGUGUGGAGCGGACGCGGUGCGCCCUCCGUCACCCUGUCAGGAGAGCUGACCGGACCGGCAGGGCGGCGGGUCCCUCUCACAGGGCCGUCUGCGCAGCUGCUUGUGUGUCGUCUGGGACCGCGCAGCGGCUGUCCGUCGCGGGAUAGACCGCCCCCGGGCCGGGAAACCGGUGUUGAGGUUAGGAGAGGUUCGGCUUCAGCCUACGCCUGCCGCCGAUACUGUUAGUGCAAUCAUUUCGACGGGCUUACUGGACGACGCCGGCCAUUUAUUGCUGUGGUAUUUUGUUUUUGUUGUUUGUAGUGUAUAAUUUCGGACAAUCACUCAGUGUAUUGUUUUCUGAAAUCGGUUGCUGUAUUAAUCUGAUAUUGAUCAAUGAUCCGGAUAACCGGUGUGCUGUGUGUGACUAACGAGUCCCUUGCUGUUUAAUGGAGCCCGCCCUCUGUCUAAUGGAGGCUGCCCUCGGUGUAAUGGAGUCUGCCCUCUGUGUAAUGGAGGCCACGUAGUCCGCGAUGGAGGCGCCUUCUGGAUAAUGGAGGCUGCCCUCUGUGUAAUGGAGCCCACCCUCUGUCUAAUGGAGGCCGCGGGGCCUGUAAUGGGGGCUGCCUCGCCGCGUGUUGAGGCUUCAGCGCCGCUAGUGAUAUGUGGCAGCCCGCCGUAGUCGUGUAGUGCCCACUAUCCCUCUGUGUUGUGUUUGUAAAGACGCCACUCGGUCCGCCACCCGCGUGCAGCUGUGUACUCUGUGCACCGUUUUAUAUUCUGGCUUUAGGAGCGUGAAUACAAUGAUAGCAGUCACC
Molecule: messenger RNA, 5113 nt
Organism: Amphibalanus amphitrite
Lineage: Eukaryota; Metazoa; Arthropoda; Thecostraca; Balanomorpha; Balanidae
Product: polyamine-transporting ATPase 13A3-like
Exons: 21
Coding region: 466-4185 (1239 amino acids)
Biological process (GO): intracellular calcium ion homeostasis; polyamine transmembrane transport
Cellular component (GO): membrane
Molecular function (GO): ATP hydrolysis activity; polyamine transmembrane transporter activity; P-type transmembrane transporter activity
Source: RefSeq, a predicted model, not a curated record